AGCAAACUCAUCCGCUGGGGACGUUUCCACGACGAGCGACUCGGACCAUGAGCAUGGCUACCAGACAGACUACACGACCCCAGCUUCAUCAGAAAUCAACUCAGGUCACGACGACAUGCAACCCGACGACGUGGAGGACUUCCGCGAUCGCGAGUAUCCACAAUUAAAGGGCAAGACUUACCUGGACCAUGGUGGCACGACGCUAUAUGCCAAAUCCCUGGUUGAGGAAUUCUCUGCUGACUUGAUUGCCAACCUCUACGGCAACCCACACUCGGCCUCGACACCGUCUGCUAUUGCCGGUCACCGUGUCGACACCGUCCGUGAGCGUGCUCUGCGAUUCUUCGGUGCCGAUCCAGAGGAAUACGACCUCGUCUUCGUCGCCAACGCCACUGCUGCCAUCAAACUUGUUAUCGAAUGUUUCAAGGACCAUGCCGCCGCUAGCAAUACCCCAGUUUGGUACGGGUACCACAAGGACGCACAUACGUCGCUCGUGGGUGUACGAGAGUCGACCAAGAUGCAUCGCUGUUUCACCAGCGACGAAGAGGUUGACAUCUGGAUCAACAGCGGUGGCCUGGGAGGCCCACGAGCAAGACAGCUGGGUCUGUUUGCGUACCCCGGCCAGUCCAACAUGACUGGACGAAGACUGCCCCUCAGCUGGCCUGGUCGCAUUCGCAAAUCCUUGCACAAGGCGGCGACCUACACCCUCCUGGAUGCUGCUGCUCUGGCAAGCACGGCUCCUCUGGAUUUAUCCGACGCGGCUACUGGUCCCGACUUUGUGGCCCUAUCUUUUUACAAGAUCUUCGGCUUUCCCAACAUCGGUGCCUUGCUUGUGCGCAAGGAGUCAGCCCACGUUCUGGAGAGCCGCAAGUUCUUCGGUGGCGGCACCGUCGAGAUGGUCAUCGCUGUCAACGACGUCUGGCACGCCAAGAAGGAAACUUCCAUUCACGACCGUCUCGAGGAUGGCACGCUCCCCUUUCAUUCCAUUUUCGCACUGGAUCACGCAAUGAACGUUCACGAACGCUUAUACGGGCCGAACCCGAUGAAGUUCAUCUCACAUCACACCGCGCAACUCGGCAAGAUGCUGUAUGAUGGUCUGUCCUCUCUCAAACACAGUAAUGGCACCCCGCUGUGUCGGAUAUACAAAGACGACGCUGCAAUUUACGGCGAUCCCACGAUGCAAGGCGCAACAGUCGCGUUCAACGUUCAACGGCCUGAUGGCACUCUGAUCGGAUUUGAAGUCGUCGAGGAGGCCGCGGACGAACGCAAUAUUUACGUACGAAGUGGUUCGUUGUGCAAUCCAGGAGGUGUUGCUACGUACCUGAACUGGUCUCCAGCAGAGAUGCGCGCUGCUUUUGCUUCUGGUCAUCGGUGCUCCAACCCAACCCAAGUCAUGCUUGGAAAGGCUACUGGAGUCGUUCGCGUCAGUCUCGGUGCCAUGAGCACGGCAGCAGAUGUCCGCACCAUGCUUGAAUUCUUGGACGAGGUCUAUGUCAACGUCUAC
Messenger RNA from Zymoseptoria tritici IPO323, 1501 nucleotides. RefSeq lists its product as uncharacterized. The transcript has 3 exons. Gene Ontology annotation, molecular function: molybdenum cofactor sulfurtransferase activity. The record is from RefSeq and is a predicted model, not a curated record. The annotation marks the transcript as partial. Gene Ontology annotation, biological process: molybdopterin cofactor metabolic process. Lineage: Eukaryota; Fungi; Ascomycota; Dothideomycetes; Mycosphaerellales; Mycosphaerellaceae.